This is a messenger RNA of Phoenix dactylifera (date palm), 733 nucleotides long. RefSeq lists its product as uncharacterized. The record is from RefSeq and is a predicted model, not a curated record. Lineage: Eukaryota; Viridiplantae; Streptophyta; Magnoliopsida; Arecales; Arecaceae.
UUCUAGCUUUCCCAGAUUCCCAUCCAAGCAAUGAGCAUUUUGGCAUCCGAGGUGCCUUUUUCUUCUCAUUUCAAGAGCAUCAUCUUCUCUCUGUCAUCUUGGAUCCAAACACUUCAAAGGUCUCGUUCUUCCUCUAAGCUCCUCCUCUCCCUUUUUCUGAGGUGAAACAUAAGCUUCAGAAGAGGUGGUCAGUUUAAGGCAGUUGGAAAUUUCCAACCAUGAAGGAUUGGGCUCCAUCCAUCAUAGCUUCAGCUUUGUUUGCAUUCCUGAGCCCCGGAGUAAUCUUGCAGCUGCCGGGGAGGAAUCGGCCGGUCGACUUCAUGAACAUGAAGACCAGCUGGGUCUCCAUUCUGGCCCAUGCUCUCAUCUUUGGUUUGCUUCUCAUGUUGUUCCUUGUCAUUCUGCAAGCUCACCUAUAUGUCUAAUGAAGAUUGUAUCUGUCUUGAAGAUGACUGAGCCAUGGUAAUCGACUGAAAUUAGGGCCGGCACAGCAGUGACGAUCAGCACCCGUUGUUUCGGAACAUCUACAGGCUUUCAAGAGAGCUUGACGCUUUUCGGAUCACUCAUAUCUUUCAUGAAGUGAAUAGUGUCGUCGACUAGUUUCUAUGGGAGUGCCUCGAGGCCGUUCCUCUCCCUCUCCAUUCACUCUUUUUUUUUUUGGAUUUUGCUGGUGCACUCGCACUUGUUUAAUAUGAGGUGCUGUUGUAUCAAAAAAGAAAAAAAUUUCAAAAAU